This is a messenger RNA of Passer montanus (Eurasian tree sparrow), 5615 nucleotides long. It is a transcript of the gene RCC1L, whose product is annotated as RCC1 like. The transcript is spliced from 11 exons. The record is from RefSeq and is a predicted model, not a curated record. NCBI's taxonomy places the organism in Eukaryota, Metazoa, Chordata, Aves, Passeriformes, Passeridae. The coding region runs from base 46 to 1380 and encodes 444 amino acids.
GCAGGGGAGGCGCCGAGCCGGCAUGGCGGCGGCCUGAGGGCAGCGAUGGCGGGGCUGGCGCGGCGCUCGCUCUGCCGGGCCUUGUGCGUGCCGGCACGGCCGCCCAGCUCCCGCCAGCUGCGGGAGGCCGACGAGGCUGCCCCGGUGUUCCAGUACGCGGGGAAGGCGGCCCGUCGCAAGGACCGCGUGUUCGUGUGGGGCUUCAGCUACUCGGGCGCCCUGGGCAUCCCCAGCUUCGUGAAGCCGGACGCGGGCUGGAAGAAGCCGCGGCGCAUCCAAACCACGCCGUACCGCCUGGAGACGGAGGAGAAGAUAACCUCUGCUGCCUGUGGUUAUGGAUUCACACUGCUGGCUUCGAAUACCAGGGACAUCACCAAAGUGUGGGGCAUGGGGCUCAACAAGGACUCCCAGCUUGGAUUCCAGAGGAGCAGAAGAGAUCAAACCAAGUUCUAUGAGUAUGUCUUGGAACCAUCUCCAAUUCCAUUACCACUGGAGAAACCGCAGCAAACUCGAGUCUUGCAAGUGUCCUGUGGGAGAGCCCAUUCCCUGGUCCUGACAGACAGUGAAGGAGUUUUCACAAUGGGAAACAAUUCUUAUGGACAGUGUGGCCGGAAGGUUGUUGAAGAUGAAAUUUACAGUGGAAGCCAUCUCAUUCAUCAGCUGAAGGAGUUUGACAGCAGAGUUGUCCAGGUUGUGUGUGGGCAGGACCACAGUCUGUUUAGAACCAAGAAAGGUACAGUCUAUGCUUGUGGAUGGGGAGCUGAUGGACAAACAGGUCUUGGACACUAUAACAUCACCAGUGUUCCUACAAAGCUGCGUGGUGACAUUGCUGGAGUAAACAUUGUCCAGGUCUCUUCCUAUGGGGACUGUUGUCUGGCUGUUUCAGAUGAAGGAGAUGUCUUUGGUUGGGGAAAUUCAGAAUACUUGCAGUUGGCUUCUGUCACAGAAACCACACAGGUGAAUGUUCCCAGGCAUUUGCCAUUCAAGAUUGGGAAGGUGAAGGAGGCUGCCUGUGGAGGGACUGGCAACAUUGUGCUAACAGAAGAAGGAAAUGUUUUUGUCUGGGGAUAUGGAAUUCUUGGGAAAGGACCAAACCUAAUAGAGACAGCAGUGCCAGAGAUGAUCCCACCCAGCCUCUUUGGCUGGUCAGACUUCAGUCCAGACACCCGUGUUGCUCACGUUCGCUGUGGCCUCAGCCAGUUUGCAGCCCUUACAAACAGAGGAGAACUGUUUGUGUGGGGGAAGAAUCUAAGAGGGUGCCUGGGAACUGGAAGAAUGGAAGACCAGUAUUUCCCAUGGAGAGUGACUGUUCCUGGUGAGGUGGUGGAUGUGGCCUGUGGAGUUGAUCACAUGGUAAGCAUGGUCAGGUCUUUCACCUAGGGAUGCUGCUGGCUCUCAGCACUGCACCAGGGCCGUGCAGGGACUUGGUGACAAGCUUCUUGGAAAGGAAAACUCAUUUUGUGAAACCAAGUGACUGUGAGCAGAGACAGCCAUAGCAGUGUCUGGGUGUGUUCUCAUCCCUGCAUCACUGGAGUGCUCUGGCCUGGCUGCAGGAAGGAAGCACAUUCCCUGAGGAGUGUGGAAAUGCAAGGAGUGCUCUGGCUCCUUUCUGAUGAGCUCCCAGAGGAUCUGAGGCCCAGCCUCAAGCUGCUGAGCCCCUCUGUGCCUGAAGAUGAAGAGCAUCUCCCUUAAGGAAGACUGGCAUGGGAUGAGAUCUACAGCACAGGACAUUGAUAUAUGGACAUUUCCUGUCACCAGCUCUGGAGUGUCAGUGUUGGGCAGAGCCAAACUAUUUCUCAAGGGAAAAGUUGGGUGUUUUUUAAUUACUGUUAUGUGGAAGAGAGGUCAUGCUAGGUCUUGAAGCCCAGCACAGCUGUCCUGGGUGGCCACCCUCAGCUGCACUGUGCUCAGGCUGUUGUCCUGUGCAGAAACUGGAUGCACAGCCCUUGCCUGGAGGCACUAAUGUUUCUCUGGGCUGUUGGAGGCUUUCUGUGUUAGUGCUAAAGACUAAACACCAAAGGAACACGUUCAGAGUGAGAACCUGUGUGGAGGGUAAGUACUAUCAAAUAAGACAGCAGGCUCUCUGUGCUGCAGGAGGACAGAUGGAUGGUGACAGCAGCCAGUGUAGCUUAUUGAGGGGGGCUGGAAACAAAGCCCCUGAUCAGCUGCCUGCAAAAUCAGUGCUCAGGCGUGGAUGUGAGCAGUGCUCACUGCCCCUCAGGUACCUUUUAUCCUUUUGCUGAUCACACAUCACCAUCUUUGAUUUUUUUUUUUAUUUCCUACACCCUUUCUGUUUGCAGAGGUAUGGCUCUCAGUUGCACUUAGCUGGGAUUUCAGGGAUGCCUACCAGGGGAAAGAGUCUCAAUGGGUAAGAAGCAAAAGCUUCAUUCCUUGGUGCCUUCAUAGCAGUAAGGUGAUAGAGAUGGGAUGCAGCAGCUGUGUGUUUCUGUGUUUCUCACCCAAUCUCACACCCAGUAUGGGAAACUCUCCUGUGAAACACUCCAAACAUCAGGCAGAGUUGUGUCUUUUCUCUCUGUGUGGGAUACUUCUAGUGUGCAAACUAUUUUGGUGGAAUCCAAGCUAGUAGGUUUUUAAUAAAGUGAUUAUAAAAUCUUUAUCAGUAGUAAUAGGAAUGUUCUUGAGCAGGAUCUGCUCAUGCAUUGGUUGGAUCUGCAUUUGAACUGCAGCAUUUUGGUUCAGUUAUGUGACAGGAAACCACUUCUGUCAGCUGAGCCAGCUCCAUACCUGCAGGAUUUAUAGUGUUGUAGUCAGCAUUGCAGCCAUGGCCCCAUGGCACACCACACCUAUUGGCUUCAUUAGAUGGAAUUCUGUACCAAAACUCGCCGUGUACACUUUACCUUGAUUAAAUGAGUUUUGAAGGGUUUGCAUAAAAUACAGGAAAGGUGAACCAAAGGACAUGGAAAUAGAGACACAUCUCUUGAGUUGUUGUUGAUGUUCCUGUGUAACAGGCAUUGCUGGGUGGCUGAGGCAGAACAGAAAGCUGCUAUGAAAGUGGCAGACCUUCACUACUCUGAACUCCCAUUUGGUUGGCUUUAAUUUAUGCCUGAUUCCAUGUGCAGCUUGGGCAACUUGCAGUGCCCAAGAAUGUCUUGUUGGCCUCAUGGGAGUAGGUUUGUCCUUUCAACUUGAGGAGGCUUAUUGAACCAUGGAAAACACGUACAAAAACUGGUUAGAAAGGUGAUACAAACAAUUCCUGUCAUGGAUGUUGCUGUUGAGGGGGCUGCUCAGUGCUGGGCUCUCAGCUGCUCAUUCCCAGCUGAUUCCCAAUGCACCUUGGGGCUGGCCCUUGUGAAGAGCUGGGUUCAGUCCUUGUGUUGCAUUCUUGCUGUACAAUAAAUUGCAAAUUCUUUGUCUUGAUGAGAUGCCAGUGAGAUCUUCAGCCCUAAAUAGAGGUGUUGUAUGGCUUAGUGCAGUGGGGUAUUUGUGCCUUCCUUAUGUGCUUGUGGGCAUUCUCAGACAUUGCUUGGUGGAAAUGAGUUUACAUGUUUUGGUUACAGUGUGGAGGAAGUGUUUUUGUCUUAGCCAGGUGCCCCCCAACCUGCUCUGUCAUCCCUCCCCCAUCAGCAGCACAAGGAGAGAGAAUCUCAUGGAAAACUGGGGUUGGAACAAGGACAGGGGACCUGUUACCAUCAUGGGCACAGCAGACUCACACUGGGGAGAUUAUUUUAUUGCCAAUGAAGUAGAGCAGGGUAAUGAGGAAUUAUGUAUGUCUGAAUAGAAGUCAAACAGUGCUUUUCCCACACAUCUCCCCUCUUCCCAGGCUCAGCCUUGCUCCUGACUUUUCUACUUCCUUCAUCUCCUCUGCUGACCCUUGUAUUUGUUGUCUGUCACAGAUGCUUACUCCUUUCUUCUGGCUGCUGCUGUGGAGCAGUUUUUCCCCUUUCUAAAAUACAGUUCUUUGAGAGCUGCUCCUGCUGUUGCUGAUGGCUCAGGGUUAGCUCAGAAAAUGAAAACACCCUCUUCCCUGCCACACCCCGUGUCUGUUGAAGGCAGAUCCAGCCUGUGUGGGUUAUGCUCCUGCAGGAUCAGGGCCACACAGGAGCCCAGCUGUGCUGGGGUGGCUUCAGGUCACUGCCAUUGUGAGCUGCAAAGCAACUUUGCAUCAUUUUGUCCUUCAAAGUAUGGCAAAGUAGACAGCCCAAAAUAUACCAGCAUCCCUAAAUAUACCUGCAGUGAGGGAGUGUAUGGGCCAAGGAUGCACAGGGGGAACAGCUCAAAUUAGAACUAGAAUAACCUACUUGAUUUGGCAUUGAUUACACAAGUGAUGUGCCCUCAGAUCAGCACUGUGCUGGUGUGUUUGGCUUAAAAUAGCCCAGAAGGGCUUCAGGAUGGUCCCCUGGUGCAGAGCCCUGUGCAGGAACAGCUCCAAGCACUGCAGUGGCCCAGCAGGGUUGCCACAGUGGCUGAGGACUGCAGGAAGGAUGGGGAGAGGUUCAGUCCAAGUGCACCUGUGCAAGCUCAGGCCUCCUCACCCCACCAUGCCAAGGGGUCCUGGCAGUUCCCUGCUGGAGAGCUGAACCCAGCAUGGCCCCUGGGCUGCCCUGCAGCCCCACACAGCAAGGCUGGUCUCAUCUGUCAGCAGAUGAGGAUAAAACACAGGGGAUAAAACACAGGAACACCUGUAAGACAAAGAUUAUCUUAAGCAUUUGCUGUGUUACAACAGACUUUUCUCCACAGGAUCCUUCAAAACCAGAUGAGUCAGAAAACUAAUAAUUAGCCUUUGGCAUUCAAAAUACUCCUGAAACAAUAUUACUUCACUGUGCUUCAUCAUAACUCAUAAAAAUCUAUUUUUGUAGCAUUUUUUGCAAGGGGCUGGAAUCUCCCCACCUCUCCCUCCAGUGCCCCAGCACCUCCUGCUCAAAGGGGUGAGCCUGGGCAGGUGAGAUAGGAAAAACACUGAUGGGAGAAGGCAUCAGUGUUUGGGGUCUGGACACCAGUUUAACAGCCUCAGUCCUCUUAUUUACCUUGAGAUGCCAUUUGCUUUUGUGGGGAAUUGUAGGCAGUGUUGAGAUUGUGUGGCAGUGUGUGUUGAUUUAUUUGGGUUUUUGUUUUACAGGAUUAAACCCUUGAGGCAGUGCUUUGCAUUAAGGCUGCAUUCCAUAUUAACAAUCCUCAGUUAAUUUCUUACAUGAAUGUUUUAACACUUGAUCAUGAGAGUAAACAAUGGAUUACACUACACUAAAAAGGAGAUGCUUGCCUUGACUGCAGUUCAUGUAGAUGAGCUGCUUCCCUUUAAACACCCACUAUAAAUGGUUAAAACUGUGAGAGGGUGAUGAUAUUUUUUUGCAGUGUUUUUCUUGCAUGCUUCACACAGGUUGUUCAGGUUUUUCUUGCAGACCAUGUGACAGUGGUGCUGUGCAACCACACUGUGACUGAGACCCACAGUGGCUGCCCUAAAACAGCCCAUGGGGAGGCUGAGUUUGUUCCCCUGCCACUGCUGGGGUGUGGCUCUGGGGGUGUCCUGCCAGCAUCUCUGGGGGGCUGCCCAGGCUCCUGGGCAUCUUGCACUCUGCAGUGAGCACCUAAAACUACAGCUGGCAAAUGCACUAGGAGCAUCCCACUGACCUCUUACUUUAAAGGAGAGGAUAGGGCAG